Perca flavescens (yellow perch) is the source of this 2603-nucleotide messenger RNA. It is a transcript of the gene itgb6, whose product is annotated as integrin, beta 6. Lineage: Eukaryota; Metazoa; Chordata; Actinopteri; Perciformes; Percidae. The record is from RefSeq and is a predicted model, not a curated record. Gene Ontology annotation, cellular component: integrin alphav-beta6 complex; focal adhesion; cell surface. Gene Ontology annotation, biological process: cell migration; cell adhesion mediated by integrin; cell-matrix adhesion. The coding region runs from base 225 to 2573 and encodes 782 amino acids. Gene Ontology annotation, molecular function: integrin binding. The transcript is spliced from 16 exons.
CCAAGGAGCAUGGGCAGCAGGGUCACCCUAGCGCCAUGCUUCAUAAAGGGCGCCGUUACAAUAGGUUUACUGUUACUCUGACGACUGUUGGGAUACAAUAGGACUGAAUGUACUGGCCUGAUGCUCCACCAUUUCUCUCAAUUUUUCACUUGAUAACAAGGAAGACAGACUGAGACAAGACAGCAUGAUAUCAGAGGACGCCCCUGAAGUAACCUCACGGACUAAUGGGGCUUAUACUGCUGAGCCUGAUUCUCCGCUACUGGAUCAGCACCGUGGAAGGAUCAUGUUCAGCUGGCAGCGCUGUGACCUGUGAUGAGUGUCUGCAGCUCAGUUCUCAUUGUGCCUGGUGCACACAGGAGAAUUUUACAGACUGGUUUUCAGUCAGUGAAAGGUGUGAAACACUGGAUAUCUUACUAGAAAAGGGGUGUGCCAGGGACCAGCUGGAGUUCCCUGUCUCCAAAGGUCAAAUCCUGCAGGAUCGCCCACUCGGAAAGAAGACAGGCAACGUAAACAGCACUCAGAUCUCCCCACAGAAAAUGGCACUCAAGCUGCGUCCUGGCAGCCAGGUGACUUUCCAGGUCAAGAUUCAACACACAGAGGACUAUCCUGUGGACAUAUACUACCUGAUGGACCUGUCAGCAUCCAUGAUCGACGAUCUGGCGAUGAUCAAAGACUUGGGCUCCUCUUUGUCAAAAGAGAUGACCAACCUCACCAGUAAAUUUCGAAUGGGCUUUGGCUCUUUUGUGGAGAAACCCGUCCUACCAUUCAUCAAAAUCACAGAAGAAGAUCUGGCCAACCCCUGCAGCAGCAUUGGCGCAACCUGCCUGCCAACGUUUGGCUACAAACACGUCUUGUCCCUGACGAGCAGCACCGACAAGUUCAACGAGAUAAUCGCAAAGCAGCGUGUAUCUGCAAAUAUUGAUUUGCCAGAGUGUGGCUUUGACGCCGUCAUGCAGGCAGCUGUUUGUGGGGACAAGAUAGGCUGGAGGAAUGAUUCGAUGCGUUUGCUGGUGUUUGUCAGUGAUGCUGACUCACACUUUGGGAUGGACAGUAAGAUGGCUGGCAUCGUAAUUCCCAACGAUGGGCAGUGUCACCUGGAUGCCAACAAUGAAUACUCCAUGUCCACAGUGCAGGAGUAUCCAACUCUUGGUCAGUUGAUUGAUAAGGUGGUGGAGAACAAUAUCUUACUGAUAUUUGCUGUGACAGAAAAAAAGGAGCUCAACUAUAAGAACUAUGCAAAUCUAAUACCUGGCGCCACAGUUGGAGUCCUGGCGUCAGAUUCGCGGAACAUCCUGGAACUGAUUGUAACAGCAUACAAAGAACUGCGUUCAGAGAUUGAACUGGAGGUCCUUGGAGACACAGAAGAGCUCCAGAUGUCCUUUACAACCAUUUGCCCAAAUGGGACCGUCCUCACUGAUGAAAAACGCUGCUCCAACAUCAAACCUGGAGAGACGGUAGUGUUCAACGUGUCUGUGGAGCUCCUAGGAUGCCUGUCCGGAGUUCGCCACUUCUCCCUCAAACCGGUGGGUUUACAGGACAGUCUGGAGGUGCAACUGGAGUCUCUUUGCUCGUGCGACUGCCGGCAGCCUCCUGAAGCAAACAGCAGCCAGUGCAUCGAGGGCCAGGGGGCUUUCAAUUGCGGUGUAUGUGUGUGUCAGCCGGGGUUCCUGGGAUCGGAGUGUGAAUGCAAUGAGGAAAGAGCUUUGUUGAGCAACUGCCUCUCAAACAAUGAGUCUGAGAUAUGCAAUGGUCAGGGGCAGUGCUACUGCGGACAGUGUGCGUGUCAUGCAUCCAGCUUUGGACGCAUCUACGGACCUUACUGCGAGUGUGACAAUUACUCCUGUGUUCGUUUCCGUGGUGAGCUCUGUGGAGGCCACGGGGUGUGUGACUGCGGGGAGUGUCACUGUGAAAGCGGCUGGACAGGGGAGUACUGUAACUGCAGCACCAGCACUGAGGCGUGCAUGUCAGAGGAUGGCGCUUUCUGCAGUGGUCGGGGGAGAUGUGAGUGUGGCCACUGUGUCUGCUCUGUACCCGGAGCAUCUGGGGACAAGUGUGAGAAGUGUCCAACAUGCGGAGACGCCUGUAGCUCUGCAAGGACCUGUGUAGAGUGCCAUCUGCUAGACAAGGACGAUGGCAAGUUGUGUGAUCAAAAGUGCAGCACCCCUAAAAUUUCCAUCAACACAACAGCAGAUUAUGACAAGAGCCCUUCUAUGCAAUGCACGCUGAUGACGGAGAAUGAGUGCCGGAUCUCAUUUAAUGCGGUAGGAAGUGAGACGGGGACCAUUGUCUAUGAUCUCCAGAUGUACGGUUGCCCGGAGCCUCCCAACAUCUCCAUGAUUAUUCUAGGGGUCUCUCUUUCUAUUGUGUGUAUCGGCCUGAUUCUGCUGGCUGUGUGGAAGGUGCUGGUGUCAGUCCAUGACCGCAAAGAGAUGGCCAAGUUUGAGGCUGAGAGGGCAAAGGCAAAAUGGCAGACAGGGACCAACCCUCUGUUCAUAAGCUCAACAUCUACAUUCAAAAAUGUAACUUAUAAGAAGACAGAGAGAGAAAAGAUCAUUACAGUGGAUUACUACUAACCCCUUAACGCCGGCUGUCGCUAAUUUGCA